Molecule: messenger RNA, 429 nt
Organism: Humulus lupulus (European hop)
Lineage: Eukaryota; Viridiplantae; Streptophyta; Magnoliopsida; Rosales; Cannabaceae
Exons: 1
Coding region: 1-429 (142 amino acids)
Source: RefSeq, a predicted model, not a curated record
AUGGACAGGCGGAGAAGACCGUUGACUUUUGAAGUAAGAGAUAAGGUGGUGUUGAAAGUAGCGCCGCUCAAAGGGGCUAUGCGUUUCGGUAGAAAGGGAAAGCUCAGCCCGUGGUAUAUUGGACCUUUCGAGAUACUAGGAAGAAUCGGGGAAGUGGCAUACAGUUUAGCAUUGCCACCUCGCUUAUCUCCGGUACAUGACGUGUUUCAUGUAUCCAUGCUGAGGAAAUAUAUCAAUGACCCCAAUCAUGUACUCAGCUAUGAGGAAUUAAGAGUGGAUCCAAAGCUCUGCUAUGAGGAGAAGCUAGUGGCACUCUUGGAUCCAAAGGAUAAAGCGUUGAGAAACAAGUCCAUACCAUUGGUAAAAGUGCAGUGGUGUAACCAUGGGGUCGAAGAGGCAACUUGGGAACCUGAAGAUAAGAUUAUAUAG